Messenger RNA from Durusdinium trenchii, 768 nucleotides. The record is from the annotation of a GenBank genome assembly. Lineage: Eukaryota; Dinophyceae; Suessiales; Symbiodiniaceae.
AUGGCAUACGCGUGGCACACGGUGGUAAUCUUUCAAUCCGCGGAGCAAACAAAGCCGGCGAGUCUCGCGCGUCCUUUGAGUCUCCCGAAGGCAAGCUUUGGCUUCGUGGCCGGGCUUUGUGCACGUGUGCGGCAGCGAAACCGAGUUGCUACGUUGGUGGCAAGAGCUGACAAGGAGGAAUCUCCGGACAUCAAGACUUCAGUGGAUGUGGAGAUCUUGUCCGACGAAAGCUUGAGGAGACGAUUGGAGGCAUCACUGGCCUUGCAGCAGCCAGCAGCUCUACCGUUUCUGCCUCCACCAAAGUACAGGGACUUCAUCGUGAAUUGUCCCGGGGAUGCUGGCUUUGACCCUGCAAGCCUUGCUCGGGUGGAAUCAGAGCUGAAACAUUCACGCAUUGCUAUGGUCUCUGUGGUGCUGUGGCCACUCUCAGAGCUAGACUGCUCCUUUCUGGACUUGGAAGGUGCACUACAGCACUUUCCUUUUGCUUUGGUCCUUGGGAUGGGAUCUUUAGCGGCUGCCAUCCCAGAGAUGUCAAAGAUGCCCGAGUCUCCACCAGGGUACUAUGGCUUUGACCCACUGAACUUGAAGGAGAUUGUGUGUGUGUGUGACUUCGAAAUGCCAAUGUCGUGCUGGCUGCCAAAGGGGCGGCGGUGGAUGGCAGAAGCAGAACUAAAGCAUGGACGCUUGGCAAUGUUGGCAUGCCUGGCCUUUGCCUUCAUAGAGCUUUCGACCAAGGUGCCAAUUGUGAGACAUGCACCGUUCCAGUGA